Messenger RNA from Paracoccidioides brasiliensis Pb18, 1989 nucleotides. RefSeq lists its product as uncharacterized. The transcript has a single exon. The record is from RefSeq and is a predicted model, not a curated record. Gene Ontology annotation, molecular function: phosphatidylinositol binding. Bases 1 to 1989 code for a protein of 662 amino acids.
AUGCCACACUCCAAAUGGGAGAAAGCGAAAUUGUAUUCAAAGCGAGGGUUUGAUAAAGUCUGGAAUACUGUCGAUAAGCUUGGCGCACCGGGAAAUCGCUCUUCGAAAAAGCUCGGUGCUGAGGCGUUCUGGCCUGCGACGCUAGACAAGGAAAGCGAAAAGGCGGCCCGUAUCCUGCGCAGCUUUUGUAAGGACGGAUUCUACACCGAGGUUGAAGAUGAGAAUGAGAGGCAAAGCGGGUCAAGUUCGCACUCAAGUAAAGAUGAUAGGACGGCAGAAUACAAGGGUACCGAAGGUAGAAACAAGGGGAUUAUUGGCAAGCCCAGAGGAAAGCCAAGGGUUGUUCAAAAGAUACCUUCAGCGGUGAUCAAACAGGCAAAGGGCCUUGCAAUAUUUACAACAAUGAGAACAGGCCUCUGGCCUAGUGGAUCUGGAGGUAGCGGAAUUCUGGUCGCAAGGAUCAAGGAAACGGGCGAGUGGAGUCCGCCUUCGGGAAUCAUGCUGCAUACAGCCGGGCUUGGAUUUCUGACUGGCGUUGAUAUCUACGAUUGCGUGGUUAUCAUAAAUACAUGCGAAGCUCUGGAGAGGUUCAAAGCUAUACGUUGUACACUUGGUGGGGAAGUCAGCGUUGUUGCCGGACCCGUCGGUGUGGGAGGUGUUUUGGAAACCGAAAUGCAUAAGCGACAGGCUCCGUUGUGGAUGUAUCUGAAAAGUCGGGGAUUUUAUGCUGGUGGCCAGGUAGACGGGGCCAUCAUUAUCGAGAGAAGCGAUGAAAACGAACGUUUUUAUGGCGAGAGAAUUUCCGCUGCCGAUAUUUUGGCGGGUAAAGCAAAACAUCCGCCGCAAUCGAUAACUACGUUAAUGCAGACGAUAAAAGCAGCCCAAGGCGAUGAAGAUGUGGAUAAUUCCAUGCUUCCACCACCAGGGGAAGCUCCUGGAGAUGCUGAAAUUGAAAAGGAUUUGUUCGGUAUUCCAGCGCCCAAAGACCCCGAUCCGUUUGGUGUAAAAGCAUUAGAACAAGAAGGCAUAGUGAUCCGAGAAGCCGGAACGAGACGUAUACCUAGUAGUGGCAUGUUUGAAUUCCGACCAAGCCCGACGAGUCCUAUAUUCGACCAUCGCUUCCCGCGGCUGAGUGCAAGCAGCUCUCAGAGGGACAGCUGGCGGAGCAGCGUUCAGAGUACUGCGAGUGCCGACAGAAGCACCCAGACAGACGACUUCAUCGACAGCCGACCCACAGUCUCCUUAACAUCAAUCAGUCGCAUCUCGUCACAUAAUGGUAAAGAUAAGACACCAUGGUCCCUCUACCAGUUGGAAGUUGAUAACUCAUCUAUAACAGAGAGCACUACAGCUUCAACAAAAGAGAAUUCUUCCCCACGGCGAGGAUCCCUUUGCAUUCAAGAUCACACCAUUCCAGAGGAUCCGAACCAAGCCCGUCCUGCCAGCCCCUCUUUUACUCGUGCUCGCCUCGUUACUAUCCACAAACGCUUAUCACCACCACCGCCACCACUACCGGCUAGGAAUGCUACACGCGUCACCUCGCCUACUUUAUUGCAUCUUCCAAUAUCGGAAGAAGCAACACAAGAUCAAAUUUCAGCUUAUGAUGAGAGUAUUGAAAUUUUUGAGGUGCGUGACGGCGACGAGAACCACGGGUUGAUGAAGCAUGAUUCAACCGCGAAGGACGUAUUCAAAGGAGAAGUAGCUAUUGAAGAAAUCCAAUCCACCAAAGCGGCUAAAUCGUCUAAUGAAAACCGUUAUCAGCGGGGAGGCAGAUUUUUUAAAGGGACCACCGUGGAGGAGGGAUAUGGCGAAGUUUUAACAACAAUGGGUGCAAAAAGGGAAACUUUGACUGAAAAUUUCAAAUCUACGGAAAAAGCUGAAGUUGUUUUGUCUCUAGACGAGACGUUGCAGAAUGGAUUUGUGAAUGAGGAUAAGGAGGAAUUUCACUCUGUUGUUCCUAUCUCCCUGAAAUCAACAAUACAUUUUCAAUAA